Messenger RNA from Teleopsis dalmanni, 1486 nucleotides. RefSeq lists its product as uncharacterized. The transcript has 2 exons. Lineage: Eukaryota; Metazoa; Arthropoda; Insecta; Diptera; Diopsidae. The record is from RefSeq and is a predicted model, not a curated record. Bases 142 to 1419 code for a protein of 425 amino acids.
AAAUUUCAUUCAAACGUGGAUUUCGGAAACAUCGGACGUGUUAAGAACCACUUAAAACAUUUGAACGGAAUCUAUAUAUAUCUUUCAUUAGUCCUGUAAAAUAAAAUAAAAUCGUGUACUUAACUAACAGUGAAAAUAAAAAUGGUUUGUGCAAAUGAUGAAGAUAAUUUUCAUCCUGCUCCAGUAUGGCUUACUGCUGAGUACUUAGAAAAAAUAUUGCAGGAGAAUAAGAAGGAUAAUACGAUAAGAGUGACGGAUUUGGAAAUAAAGCCCGCAACAGCUAAAGGGGAAAAUUAUGCCAGUAUAAUGACACGUGUGAAAGUGGAUUUCAUAGAACAACAGAGUAAAGAUACACAGCAUGAAUAUUACAUAGUCAAAACAACUUAUGAAAACGAUCCUGUCAUAUCAAAAAUAAUGAGUGCCUAUCAUGUCGAUAAGACAGAAAUGAUUAUGUAUGAGAAAAUCUUACCAGAACUUAGUAAAUUAUUGCAAGAAAUCGGUGAUGACAGUAAACUUUUCGCAGAUACGAUACAUGUAGACUACGAACAUUCAGCUAUUAUUUUCGAAGACUUAGCAGUCUCGGAUUUUAUUUUGGCCGAUCGUUUGGAAGGCAUGGAUAUGCUGGAAUGUAAAUUAGCUUUGAAAAAAUUAGCUAAAAUGCAUGCAACAGCAGCAGUUUUAAAUGUCAGACAUGGUGGCAUAUUGGAGAAAUUUGAUCAUGGCAUAUUCAAUCGCCACACCAAAGGAUUUGCACCAUUUUUUGAAAAUUUGAUAGGCGUUUCUGCAGAAUUUGCUGGAGAAUGUACUGGUUUGGGUGAAUAUUAUAAAGAAAAAUUACUUAAAUUAAAGGAGCAUGUUGUUGAGUAUGCCACACGUGUUUACGAUCCCCAACCAGGACACUUCUUAACAUUAACCCAUGGAGAUUUUUGGGUUAAUAAUAUGAUGGUUAGUUAUGAUAAAUGUGGUCAAAACGGCAGUAAAGAAAUUAAGGAUCUCAUAUUAAUUGAUUUUCAAUUUUGUACUUGGUCGUCCCCAGCAGUGGACUUACAUUACUUUUUCAAUACCUCGAUGAGGGAUGAAUUACGUUUUAACCACCAAGACGAAUUUAUACAAUACUACUAUAAUAUUUUGGUGCAGACCCUGCAUGAGCUGAAAUUCACCGGUAAAAUUCCAAGUCUACAUGAACUUUGUGUACAAUUGGAAGCGGGAAGAUUUUAUGCUGUUACUUCAACUCUUGUUGUACAACCGAUAAUGAUAAACGAUAAUACUGAAAAUGCUGAUAUGAAUGCCCUUUUAAUGACUGAUGAACGAGGUAAAAAUUUCCGAAAACUUCUAUACAGUAAUAAAAAAAUACAGAAUAAUGUGAAGAAACUACUACCCGUAUUUGAUCAGAAAGGUCUCUUGGAUGUAACUGAUUAGUUUUUAGUCUUAAGCUUCUAUAUUACUUUAUUUGAUAUAUAAAGUACAAUUUGUAUUACAUAAGUAU